AUGUGGAUGAUGGGUUGCACUGAUGGUAGUAAUGGAUUCAACAUGUCUGACUCCUUAAACGGCAGGAGACUUCGUCCUCUCAUGCCAAGGCCUUCUUCUAAUACUACUCAUCCAUGCCUUAAUCAUAUCCAUGGCUCUGAUCUCUUACCAUAUUUAGCAUCCAUUACAGAGCAAAGCAAGCGAGAGUUAAUAACACAACCUGCGGUUAGCACACGAUGGAACCCCACACCUGAGCAGUUAAGGGCCUUAGAGGAGUUGUAUCGACGUGGUACUCGCACACCCACAGCUGAGCAAAUCCAGCAAAUCACUGCACAGCUUCGUCGAUUUGGUAAAAUUGAAGGCAAGAAUGUAUUCUACUGGUUUCAAAAUCAUAAGGCUAGAGAACGACAGAAACGUCGUCGUCGUUUGGAAUCUGCCUCUGCUAUUGAUCAGCAACAAGAACAACACGACAUUGAAAGCUUGGAAAAGAAAGAUUCAGGAUCAGGCUUUGAAGUAGAACAGAACAGGAACUGGGUUCUCCCUACAAACUGCAGUACAUUUGCAGAGGAAUCUGUUUCAAUGCAAAGAGCAGCCGUAGCAGAAAGUAGAGCAGAUGUAUGGAUUCAGUUUGAGGAGGGAGAAUUACAGCAGAGGCCAAGCUCUGCAGAAACCCAUGCCACGUGGCAGAUGAUGCAUUUAUCUUGUUCUCCUCCUCCUACCCAUCUCACAAACACCAUAACCAGAUCUUAUACAGAACCAAUAACAACAAUAAACCCACAUCUCAUAACCAAAGAGAGUCUUCAGGAAGACAAUGAGGAAUGUGGAGAUUCUAACACGCUUCAGCUCUUCCCUUGUGGUGAUGAUGCAAAGAAGGAGACCAAGCUGAGUAUUCAAUCAAUGAAUAGAGACUUCACUCCAUACCAGUUUUUUGAGUUCCUUCCUAUGAAGAACUGAAGGAGAAUAACUGAGUAGCUUACCCAUUUGUCAUAAUGUAUGUGAGAA
Telopea speciosissima is the source of this 981-nucleotide messenger RNA. Its product is annotated as WUSCHEL-related homeobox 1-like. Gene Ontology annotation, biological process: plant organ development. The coding region runs from base 1 to 933 and encodes 310 amino acids. The transcript is spliced from 4 exons. The record is from RefSeq and is a predicted model, not a curated record. Gene Ontology annotation, molecular function: DNA binding; DNA-binding transcription factor activity. NCBI's taxonomy places the organism in Eukaryota, Viridiplantae, Streptophyta, Magnoliopsida, Proteales, Proteaceae.